Messenger RNA from Lymnaea stagnalis (great pond snail), 1965 nucleotides. The record is from the annotation of a GenBank genome assembly. NCBI's taxonomy places the organism in Eukaryota, Metazoa, Mollusca, Gastropoda, Lymnaeidae.
AGUGAAGUAAAUUCUCUCAUGAAGACUAAUGCAAACUCAUUUGAGAGCAGUCAGUUGGCAGCGCAAAUUAAGGAUUUGCAGCAACAGCUGGAAGAGGCCAGGAAAGGGGCUCGUGAGGUAUUUUAAUGGGAUUUUAUCUUCUUUCAUAGGUUUAUAUUUUUAUAGCAUACACUAAAAAUGAAUGUUUUUUAGAUUGAAAUAGUGUGGUAAAUAAGUGAUAUACAUAAUCUUGCAAUUUUAUCAAUAUUUAAUAAUUUUGAUGGAUAAACCUUAAGUUCUAGAAAUGCAUUGCUACUUUGAGCUUUUUUUUUUCCCCGAAUUGUUUCCAAUAAUUUAAGCUUAGUUCUUUUCCCUGUCCAGACCCAUUACUUUGAUUUACUUAGUAAAGAUUUCAGUUGACCUUGCUCUAGAUAAAGCAUUUUAAUCAGGUCUGACUCAAAGAUAGAUUUUUAUCUUCUCAUUUUCCACCACUACAACUUGCCUUAUGAUGAGCUUUCAAAUUAUAUUGUGUCAUAUCUACUGUAAUUAUUAGCAUUAAAAAAUCUUACUAAACUUUUUAGGCUACAGUUUUUUUUACUCUGUAUAUAUUUUUAAUAGAAAAGAUAUGUUCUUAUAAACAUGAAGUACAGCUGAGAGGUUAUGGUAAUGGGUAUUUGCUCUGGUGCUGUAACUUAUACCAAAUAGUAGACCAACAAAAAUGGCUGUGUGGGAAUUGCCAAAUUGAUGCAGACAUGUUAAAUUUUAAAAGACUGUCAUUUAUGAAUAAAUCUAUUGAUUUUUGUUUCAGAGGUCGAAUUUCCAGAGGUCAAAUGCGAUUGCAUCAAGACAGUCAGGAGAGCUGAAAUUUGAAAAGAUGCAGCAAGAUGUCAAAAUAAAGGAACUCACAGCAGAGAGAGAUGCACUACAGGUAAAACACUAACACUUUCUUUUUUGUCCCCGAUUGUAAUGAUAGGGAACUAACAUAUUAAUAUAAAAAGAUAAAGAAAAAAAUUAGAUAUCGCUCAAAGCUCAGAUGGUGGUUGAUACCUUAUUCCUUGAAGUUUUUCAUUACAUUUCUUGCCUGCUUUUUUUUUUUUUUUUGUGUUUAAAUUAACUUUUUUUUUCACUUUGCAAAAUAAGCUGUAAUAUUGAAUAAAGAUGUGUUAAAUUAUUUUUUAGAAAUCGAAUGUGAUGGCAUCAAAACAUUAAAGAAAAAAAUUAGAUAUCGCUCAAAGCUCAGAUGGUGGUUGAUACCUUAUUCCUUGAAGUUUUUCAUUACAUUUCUUGCCUGCUUUUUUUUUUUUUUUUGUGUAUAAAUUAACUUUUUUUUUCACUUUGCAAAAGAAGCUGUAAUAUUGAAUAAAGAUGUGUUAAAUUAUUUUUCAGAAAUCGAAUGUGAUGGCAUCAAAACAUACAGAAGAGUUGAAGUUAGAAAAGCUGCAACUAGAUAAGAAAAUAAAUGAGCUGAAGGGAGAGAAAGAAGCUCUACAAGUAAGAAGUUGUCUUAAUUAAGCCAUUUCUUAUUUCUCAAAAAAUAUUGAUGUUCAGUUUUUAUCACAUAGUCUACUAAAUUUUAAUGCAUACACUUCCACAAGUCACUGUUAGUCAAUCAAACUAGCCUUCUUAAAGUCACUCGCUUUCAAUAAAAAGCAUAUUUAAAAAUUCAUGUUAUCUUGAUUAUCUAGCUUCUGUAUUUUUUGUGGUGAAUCAUGAAGUUUUACAAGUAAAUUUAAAUUUUAAAUAAGUAUACCACAUAGAUAACAACUACAAUUAAAUUGGUGAUAUUCAAAUUUUCCAUUAAUUCACAACUGCAAUAACUGUUGGCAUUGAAAGAUUUAUUGCUAGCAGCAUAAAUGUUUAGUAAAAAUCCUUAUUAAAAUUGCUUAUUAUUCACUGCCAUCUUAAUUUUCACAUGUUAAUGUGCAGAGUCAAGUAAAUUCUCUCAUGCAGAGUGAUGCUAACUCUGUUGGGAUCAAUCAGUUGGAG